Molecule: messenger RNA, 980 nt
Organism: Lotus japonicus
Lineage: Eukaryota; Viridiplantae; Streptophyta; Magnoliopsida; Fabales; Fabaceae
Product: 15.7 kDa heat shock protein, peroxisomal
Exons: 2
Coding region: 214-648 (144 amino acids)
Biological process (GO): protein folding; response to hydrogen peroxide; response to salt stress
Source: RefSeq, a predicted model, not a curated record
GAUGAUGGGAGAAGAACUCAUGAUCAAAGAACAUUCUGGAGUGUCAGCCAGCAACACUUCCCAUCAUAAACACAAAAAAAAAAUAUAAUUUUAUAUUUUGCCACCAAUUUCAAGCACCACAUUAUAUAAAGUUUAUCUCAUUUGCUGCUACUACUCUGUUUCUCUUGUCUCUUGUCUUACAGCGUUUGUGCUAGUACUAGUAGGAUCAAAUCAAUGGCUGAGAGCAUUUUUGGAUACCCUUUCGGACGCUUCCUCUGGGGCCACCCUCCCAUUUACAGAGAAUGGUCUGGAUCAACGCCUCUCUUGGAUUGGCUUGAAUCCCCCACUGCCCACAUCCUCAAAAUCAAUGUUCCAGGAUUCAGCAAAGAUGACAUAAAAGUGCAGAUUGAGGAUGGGAAUAUUCUGCAUGUGAAAGGGGAAGGUGGGAAGGAAGAGGCACUAGCAAAGGACACUGUUUGGCAUGUAGCUGAGAGAGGGAUUGGAAAUGGAAAGGGUGAUUUCUCAAGGGCAAUUGAGUUGCCAGAGAAUGUGAAGGUGGAUCAGAUUAAGGCACAUGUGGAAAAUGGAGUGCUUACUGUUCUUGUGCCUAAAGAAGCAGCACCCAAAUCUCCUAAAGUGAGAAAUGUUAACAUCACUAGCAGGCUUUGAGGCUUAAGCUAUGGAAAUUCAUGUGUGUGGUUGAUAUGAAUAAGAAUAAGAAUUGGGGAAAAAAUGUAUCAUGUGAUGUAAACAAUGGAUAUAUAUGUGAUUAAAUGUGUGUUAUUUAUCCAUUGUAUUCGAUGUGAAUGUUUUUUUUCUCAAUUCAAACAGUUUGUUUAGUUGAGAAAACUGUUUUGGAAAAACCAAACACAAUCAGUAAGAAAGUGGGGUUUAUUUAGUAUAUAUUUACUUAUUUUUGUGCUUGUGUCUAUUUUCUCCCCUCUUUGAUUGACAUGAGUGGUGUAACAGUAUAAUUUUGUUGAUACCUUUUGCUAUGUCAA